Vicia faba (fava bean) is the source of this 600-nucleotide messenger RNA. The record is from the annotation of a GenBank genome assembly. NCBI's taxonomy places the organism in Eukaryota, Viridiplantae, Streptophyta, Magnoliopsida, Fabales, Fabaceae.
AUGGACAUUGUAAGAUGUAAUCCUGCUAGAGAAGACUGGUGGGUAGGUUCUUCUCCUUCGGGCCCUUUCAUAUACACACCGUUCAGUAAAGGAGAUACAAAUAAUAUGAAGAAGCAAGAGCUUGUUAUGAUUGUUGGAGAGCCGAUCCAAGUUUUAGUGGAAUUGGAAAAACCAUUGGGGCCAGUUACAAUUCCUGGAUGCAUUGUUCAUUAUUUUGGUGUUAUAACUGAACACCUAUUUAGAGAGGUUGAUAAUCUGCUUCUUGGGGCUGCACAAGGUCUCGUUCUUUCUGACCCUUUCCGAUGUUGUGGAUCUCCAAAGUUGAAGAAUGUAUUUGUUCCAAAUAUAUAUGUAGUACCUCCAUUUCCAUUGUUGAUAUCACAUGUUGUUGGAGGUAAUGGGGCCAUCAUUUUGUAUGAAAGAGAAAUUCGUGACGUGUGGAUAAGUCUGGCUAAUGCGGAAACAAUUCCUAUUGAGCAAGCACAUAUAUUACUAUUAGGGAAAAAUCAAGAUUCAGUAAUUUCAUAUUCUUCUGAAACAUUAAAAUCUCGCCUCCCUCUAAAGCCUGGAGCAGAAGUGAAAUUUCCUGUGACUUUGUGA